Molecule: messenger RNA, 1531 nt
Organism: Nannospalax galili (Upper Galilee mountains blind mole rat)
Lineage: Eukaryota; Metazoa; Chordata; Mammalia; Rodentia; Spalacidae
Gene: Pacrg
Product: parkin coregulated
Exons: 5
Coding region: 264-1037 (257 amino acids)
Cellular component (GO): vesicle; neuron projection; cytosol
Molecular function (GO): Hsp70 protein binding; Hsp90 protein binding
Source: RefSeq, a predicted model, not a curated record
AGGCUCUUAGCAACCAGGGGGCCCCCCUUUGGAAGGGGGGAGAAGCCCUAGCCCCUGCCCCCCCCCCUUCUCCCCCCCCCCCCCCCCCUAACUCCCUUCACCUAGGAGCUGCCAAACACCUGGAUCACCCUGGGCACCACGAGGGGCUGAAUUUCUACCAGUCACGCGCCGUUUCACAUUUUUCCCGACCUCCUGCUCACAUCCGUAACACCCACUGAUUUUUCUACUACACUUUUUAUAAGAACAAGACGUUUUCUAGGAAGAUGGUGGCAGAGAAAGAGACCCUGACCUUAAACAAAUGCCCAGACAAGAUACCGAAGAGGACCAAGCUGCUGGCACAACAGCCGCUCCCGGUGCACCAGCCUCAUUCCCUGGUCUCUGAGGGCUUCACAGUCAAAGCCAUGAUGAAAAACUCAGUCGUUCGGGGCCCUCCAGCUGCAGGGGCAUUUAAAGAAAGGCCAACCAAGCCCACAGCGUUUCGAAAAUUUUAUGAGCGUGGAGACUUCCCAAUUGCCCUUGAACAUGACUCCAAAGGCAACAAAAUCGCCUGGAAGGUAGAGAUUGAGAAGCUGGAUUACCAUCAUUACCUGCCUCUGUUUUUUGAUGGGCUCUGUGAAAUGACAUUUCCCUAUGAGUUUUUUGCUCGGCAAGGGAUCCACGACAUGCUGGAACACGGGGGGAACAAGAUUCUACCUGUCAUUCCUCAGCUCAUUAUCCCGAUAAAAAAUGCCUUGAACCUUCGAAACCGACAGGUCAUCUGUGUCACCCUCAAAGUCCUCCAGCAUUUGGUUGUGUCAGCUGAGAUGGUGGGUGAGGCUUUGGUGCCUUACUAUCGUCAAAUCCUCCCCAUCCUGAACAUCUUUAAGAAUAUGAACGUGAACUCUGGAGAUGGCAUCGACUACAGUCAGCAGAAAAGGGAGAACAUCGGUGACCUGAUCCAGGAGACGCUGGAGGCCUUCGAACGCUACGGAGGGGAGGACGCCUUCAUCAACAUCAAGUACAUGGUGCCCACCUACGAGUCAUGCUUACUGAACUGACAGGGCAGCUGCAGGAGGGAGCGUCCCUCAGCGCCGCCGUCCUCUGUCCCUGCCGCCCUUAGCAUCUCAUUACUUGUGACUUUUCCAGUUCUCUUCCUACAGCUGCGAAGACAGUGACUUCUGGGCCAUUGGACUGUUAGCCCUAUUGAGAACGAGGCUUUCUGAUACAUAAAUAGUGCCUGUUUCUUAGAUUACAAUAGUGUACUGUGCUUAUUUGUUCGAGAAGAAUUGCUUCUUUAUCCAGCUCGGAUGGAGGCAGGAGUCCGAGUUAAACCUUCAGUUGUAUAGACAAUAAAAUGAUCAUUUUCAUACGCAAUUCGGCAAUUGCUGUGCUGUGUCUGCCUGCCCUGAGGUACUGUCAGGGGCUGUGAGGGAAGAGUCUGUGCUGACGGCUUAAUAGGUGUUUGUCAUGGAAGAGGAGCAUUAUUUCUGCGGUACCUCUCCAGCAGCUGUGCAGUUAUGUGCGUUGACAUUCAAUAAAACUGUUGAAUCUA